CUUAAUAAUUAUUUGCUUUACAAAUCCAGGAUUAAGUUACGAAAGAUAUCCCGAUACGAGUGAGUGACAGAUUUUUAAUUCAAGAAAUUUAUGUACGCACAUGAUUUCCUUGUGAUUAUACAAUGCAAUAAACGAAUCGCGCUCUAUUACAGCUUGGGAAAGGCUGUCGGUAUUUUAUUUAAAAGCAUAUUAAAGAUGUGACUGCUGUACACGCAGAUUGUUAAAUAUAAACAAGUUUAAACAACUUUAAAAACUUAGUACGAUAAAAAAUUGGCACAUGAUAACGCGUACAUAUUGGGUUCACUAGCCCUAGCCUAAUGGUAAACUAAAAGCAUAAACAUAUUGAUAAACAAGUCAAAAUCAUGUUGAACUCUGGCAAAGGUUCCUUAUGAUAGCACAAGCGGGACCGCAGUUAUUUAUCUCAUGAUAAUGUAUUCUCUAGCGAACAUUCUUAAAUUGAUUGUGCCCGAAGCAACAUCUGCCGUAUUGUUUAGUUUAAAAUGUUCAAAUUGAUCCGCGACACGGGUAUAAGGGCACAGGCGUUAAAAUAUUUGAAACCAAUAAAAUGUGAAAGAACUUUGGCUGCGAGCACGUCGAAUCAGGAGGUGGUAUCGGCUGCAGAUGUUGUUAUUGUUGGAGGAGGAAUAGCGGGAUCUAACUUGUUAUAUCAACUGGCGAAGAGAGGUGUCAACGCAGUGCUAUUAGAAAGGGCUACAAUCACAAGCGGCACGACAUGGCAUACUGGCGGUUUGGUGUGGUCACUGCGACCAUCAGAUUUAGAAGUAAACCUGUUAAGGGACUCAAUAUCAGUCUACAGUAGCUUGCAAAAUGAGGUCGAAGAUUACGCUGGUUGGAUUAACAAUGGUGGAAUGUUUAUAUCAAGGAGUAAGACCCGAACACAAGAAUACAUGCGCCUGCACACACUAGGUAACGCGAUGGGAAUUAAGAGCGAAAUUCUAGAUCCAAACGAGGCACAAAAACUGUUCCCGUUGUUAGACCCUUCAGUGUUCCAGAUGGCAUUGUAUGUACCUACUGAUGGCACGAUCGAUCCCACGAUGGCAUGUGGUGCUCUGGUGAAAGCAGCUUCGAAGUACGGUGGUAAGGUUUAUGAAAAUUGUCCAAUUCUGGAUAUUCACUAUUCGCACAAUGCCCUUGGAAAUAAAGAAGUAACAGGCGUGUACACUGAUAAAGGCAUCAUUAAAACCAAAUGUGUUGUAAACUGUGGAGGUGUUUGGGGUCCUCGAAUAGCAAGAUUCGCCGGCAUACCAUCAUUGCCUCUGGUGCCGUUCAAACACGCUUACGUUUUGUGCGAACCCACGCCAGAAAUACGCAACUGUCCUAACAUAAGAGAUCAUGACACUAAUCUAUAUAUAAAGAUACAAGGAGAGACAUGUGCCGUCGGCGGGUAUGAAGGAAAUCCGCAUAUGUUAGAUCAGGUUCCAGACAAUCUUCAAUUCCAUCUAUACGAGUUAGAUUGGGACAUAUUCGGUGUUCAUUUGAGUAGCGCUUCAUCGUUAUGUCCCAAAUUAGGAGAAUUGGGAAUUAAAAGCACAAUAUGCGGACCAGAAUCUUUCACGCCAGACCACAAACCUUUAUUGGGGGAAGACCCAAAUCUUUACGGUUUAUAUCACAACUGUGGAUACAACUCAGCUGGAAUGAUGUUCUCGGCGGGCUGCGCUAUACAGAUGGCAGACUGGAUUAUUAGCGGCAGACCAAGCCUCAACAUGUUUACUUUCGACAUCCGUCGCUUCACCCCCGCGCAGAUGUCCCGCGCACACUGGAUGCGUGAGAGCAGUCACGAGGCCUACGUCCUGAAUUAUAGUAUCGUAUUCCCCCAUGAUGAAAAGCUUGCAGGACGAGACGCGAGUCACGAUGCACUGCACCAAGAGUUAGUUGACGAUGGCGCGAUCAUGCAGUCCAGGGCGGGGUGGGAGAGACCUGCGUUCUUCAUGGCUGGAGAAAAGAUAAGAGUCCAACAAUACGAUUGGGGCGGAACCGAUGACUAUCCCAGGAAUAUAGAUCAGCGUUAUGAAGAAAUCGUCAAAGGAGACCAUUCGUUCGACUUCUCUAAACAUCAUGAUCUCAUUGGCGAAGAAGCUUUAGCGUGUAGAAAUAAAGCGGCGCUAUUCAAUAUGUCGUAUUACGGAAAGUUCUACAUAACCGGACCUGACGCGCAACGGACGGCCGAACUGGCGUUUACAUCUGACUUAUCUAAAAAGGAUGACAGGGUAGUUUAUUCACUGCUGCUGAACGAGAAAGGUGGAGUAGAAGCUGAUGUUACUGUCAGUAUCCUAGACGGUGGCAGUGGACAAUUGCACGAACCUAUUUUCAAGGGUCGUGGAUACUAUGUGGUCACAAGUGGUUUCAACGCGAACCACACCUUGGCACACCUACGGCGAAUUAUCCAAACCCGUAAAUUACGAGCAAACAUUACUGAUGUGUCGAAACAACUCUGUAUUCUCAGUGUACAAGGGCCUAACAGUCAAAGAAUCCUGCAGCGUUUCACCAACGCUGGGCUUUCAAACGACGCGUUCCCAGUGAACACUCACCGCAGCAUACAAGUGUCGAAGGCGCCGUACUCGGCAGAGAACAAGCUGUUCACCUGCAGAGCUCUCAGAGUGGCGUGGUCUGGCGAGCUGGGCUGGGAGCUCCACGUGCCGUCCGCCAACGCGGUGCAGGUCUACAGGGCGCUCACGGCAUCCAAGGACUUGAGGAAUGCUGGAUGGAGAGCUUUGACUUCAUUGAGCGCUGAGAAAGGUUAUCAUUUAUGGAAUGCUGAUUUAAGAUCUGACGACAACCCAGUAGAGGCCAAUUUAACUUUUACAUGUAGAAAGAAUGGUGAAUACAUUGGCAAUGAACAAGUUGACAAAUUUCUUAAAAACGGCGUAACCAAAAAAUACGCAUACUUCACUUUGGAGGACAAGAUUCCAUUGUUUGGACAAGAAGCUAUCUACAGAAAUGGAGUACCUGUAGGAUAUCUUCGUAGAGGCGAGUAUGCUUACUACUUGGACAAGCCGAUAGGUAUUGGCUACGUUACAAACAAAGGGUCUAUAGUCACAAAAGACUAUUUAAAGAGCGGAGAAUACGAGGUAGAAGUAAUGGGGAAGAAACACAAGGCAACGUUUCAUUUCAAAUCGCCGUUCGAUCCUAGCGGACAAAGACUUCUUGGAAACUACGGAGAUCAAGGAAUGGAUGAAAAUACGCACGAACCUCAUGCAGGGCAAAACGAAAGAGCUGGCGGCAGUGAAUAAGAAUAAUUAGUUACUGUUAACAUAAUAAACGACUGAGAUUAUUAGGUA
Manduca sexta (tobacco hornworm) is the source of this 3299-nucleotide messenger RNA. It is a transcript of the gene Sardh, whose product is annotated as sarcosine dehydrogenase, mitochondrial. Gene Ontology annotation, molecular function: protein binding; sarcosine dehydrogenase activity. The coding region runs from base 501 to 3251 and encodes 916 amino acids. Gene Ontology annotation, cellular component: cytoplasm; mitochondrial matrix; mitochondrion. The record is from RefSeq and is a predicted model, not a curated record. The transcript is spliced from 16 exons. Lineage: Eukaryota; Metazoa; Arthropoda; Insecta; Lepidoptera; Sphingidae.